AUGCGCUCCCCCUCUGCGUCUAACGACACGAUCGGCCUGGGGCAGAGCCACCCUCCUUCGCCGUUCCUCGCGCCGCCUUUUCUGCCCCCCCUUGCCGCUCCCCGCCUAUGCGGGCAUCCGUCUUGCGCCAUCCGCCGUAUCGCUGCCUUCCGGCGCCAGCCGCCUUACCGCGUUACAGCGGCACCGCCGCCUUCCGCCAUCCGUCUUACCGUCCCGUCUCGUCCCAACCCGUUUCGUCCCGUCCCGUUUGAAGCCGUGCCGUUGAAACUGCGUUCAUCCCAUUGGAUGCGCCGCGGCAUGGGAGUGGACCCGCGCCGCGUCGCGCUCGAAGUCGUGCGCGCAGCCGUCGCUAUUGCGCUGCUGCACGCCAUGAUGGCGGAGCUUCCGCCACCGGGGGAAACCACGGCGGACAACGGAGGCGGAGGCGGAGGCGGAGGCGGAGUACUCGGCGGGGAGGGACGCGGAGGAGGGGGAGGCGCUCGUGAAGGGAGAAUACUAGCGACCGCCGCGCAUUUCCCUUUGCCGGACAAUCCUCGAAUGCCCCCUUCCGUCCCGCCCCCCUUCUCCUUCCCCCUCAACCACUUUCCCCCGUCCGCGGGACUCCCGCCGCUUGAAUUGGCGCGCAGUGGCGGUGCUGGAGGAUCUCAAGGCGGAGUGGGGCGCGUUUCCGGGGAGUGCCACGUGGCAGAGGGGCAGAGAGUGCGCGCGGAUGGCGGGAGUGACGUGCGACAAGAAUGGCAACGUGCAGAAGCUAAGUUGGCGUGUGACAAGCCCCUGCCUUUAGGCGCCGUGGUCAAACUGAGCCUGAGCGCCGACUAUCAGCCCUGCUCCGUCUUCUACACCACUGUGCAGAACGACACGUGUGAGUCCAUAGCCGCCAAUUUCUCUCUCACCGCCUCCUGCUUGGACCCCUCCCAGCCCUGCACCACCGACCUCCUGAGCCUCAACCCGGGCCUUGAUUGCAGCAGCAGCAGCAGCAACUACCCGCUGCCCACCGGUCUCUCCAUCUGUGUGAAGCGAUCCACGCCAAUGGUGCCUCUAUGCAGGGAGACUGUGAGGGUUCAGGGCGCGAGGAGCGUGACGUGUGCAUCGUUGCUGGCGAAGGUGAAGUUUCCACCGAGUGCGCUGGAGCUCUACCGCAUGAACCCCGGCAUCUACUGCCACCGCCUGCUGCCGCCCUCCAAGGACUCGGGCUUCCCCGGCUCCGAGGUUUGUGUGCGCCUCAGAGCGGGCAUGACAAUGGGCUCAUGUCCACGGUCCGAGUUGUACCUUGCAACAGAUAAUGACAGUGCUGGUAGCAGUUCUUCUAGAAAGGAUACGGCUAGAUUGUCUAGAACACACGGGACUCGGAGUAGUCAAGAGCACCGGCAUGCGGCCACGGUGCCACGUGUCGUCUGGAGGCUUCUCCUCGUGAGCGGGCUCGUGAGCCUCUUGGGGUUUGUGUCGGCGCCAUGUGCGGCGUCUGAUGCGGCAAAGCGGUCCGAAUCACCUGACGACACGGCGGACGACACGGUGCGCGAGUGGGCCAUGCCCCAGGGCAAGAACCUCACACUGCACGUGCUCGCCGACAAUACAUAUGGCGCCAAGUGUCUGGACGGCAGUCCUCCGGGAUACUUUCUCCGGCGCGGCAGCGGCGCGGGGAAGGAGGCAUGGCACAUUUUUUUGCCAGGCGGGGGUUGGUGCGCCACAGCGGAGGACUGCGCUGCGCGCGCCACCACCGCGAUGGGGUCCACGCGGCCCUGGACGCCCCGCCGCAAGAGCGCGCGGCGCCUGGCGGUGCUGUUCAAGGGCAUUCUGAGCCCAGUGCGGCGGCGCAACCCCAACUUCUACGACUGGAACCUGGUGGUGCCGCUCUACUGCGACGGGGGCGGGUAUGCUGGGCGCGCGGGGUGGAAGAAGGUGAACGACAGCACGGCCAUCUUCAUGGACGGCUGGCGCAUCAUGAAGGCCGUGCUCUCCGACCUGAUGGACCAAAGGGGCCUCAAUUCCGCGACGCAGGUGCUGCUGUCAGGGUGCUCAGCAGGGGGGCAGGCGGUGGUGAUGCUGUGCGAUCAAGUUGAGACGCUGCUGCCGUCUGCCACUGUCAAGUGCCUCAUGGAUGGAGGUUUCUUUCUCGACGCAAGGGACAGGAAUGAUAACCUCCGCUUCCGCUCCUUAGUCAAACGUGUUACAUCACUACACCAGGCCACUGGAAACGCCCGCUGCGGUAGAGCCCACGAGGACGAGGAGAAAUGGCGGUGUUUCUUCCCUCAAUACGCUCUCGGUUACAUCGCCUCCACCGUAUAUGUGGUGAACCCCCUCUUUGACUACGCUGCUCUGAGCAUCGGCAACCAGCUGCCCAACAAGACGUCCAGCAUCGCACGGUGCCUGCACGACAUAACCGUCGACAUGCCAUCCCUCACUGAAUCCAUCCGGAACAACUCAUGGACAACGAUGGAAUUCAAGGAGAACAGCCCGUGCACAGAAAACGAGCAGAAGGCUGUGGUGACUGUUGCCGGGACUAUGUACAAUGAGGUGAAGGCACUUGUGAAGAAAGAGCCAAGGGCGUUCCAUUUCCCGUACGAGAGCGAAAGAGAAAGAGGGGUCAUUGCUGUGGGCGUUAUGGCGGCGGCUUUGGCGACCGUCUCAAAGGCGAAGGAUGGGUCGCACGUGUCGCUGGACGGCGUGCGCGACAAGAACGUGGGGCAGCUACGAAAGCUGAACGCGGCGAUGUUUCCCGUCAAGUACCAGGAGAAAUACUACAGCGACGCCAUGGCUGCUGGCGAAUACACCAAAUUAGCGUUCUACAGCGACGUGCACGUGGGCGCGGUGGCGUGUCGGCUAGAGCGCGAGGUGGGCAGCGGCGGCGGCGUGAAGGUGUACAUCAUGACUCUCGGCGUGCUCGCGCCCUACCGCCGCCUCGGCAUCGGCUCGUUGCUGCUGCAGCACGUGCUGAGCCAGUGCGAAGCCGAGGGGUCAGGCGUGCGAGAGGUGUACCUGCACGUGCAGACCAACAACGAGGACGCCAUUGCGUUCUAUUCCCGCUUUGGCUUCGCUAUAACGGACACCAUUAAGAACUACUACCGCCGCCUGCAACCCCCGGAUUGCUAUGUGCUCUCGCGCUCCUUUGGCCCGGGCGCGGGGGCCACUGCCGCCGCCCUGCAGAACGGCACUGCUGCUGCUCCGGGGCAAUAA
Molecule: messenger RNA, 3174 nt
Organism: Closterium sp. NIES-65
Lineage: Eukaryota; Viridiplantae; Streptophyta; Zygnematophyceae; Desmidiales; Closteriaceae
Source: the annotation of a GenBank genome assembly